GGAGAAGCCUUUAGCCCACUUUCAUUAGAACCUUCCUCUUCUCCUUCAGUCCUAUUAACCAAGCUUGAUACCUUUGACAUGCCUCCUCCUUAGCAUUAACCCAAAAAUUUCCAAUUUCUAAUUCCCAAUCUUUUCUUCUAACAUCCCUUUCUUCCUCUCUAAUUAUCAAGCCCAUCAUCAAAAUUUUAUCAAUUAAUCAAAUCAAAAGCAGAAAAAAAAAUAUUCUAGGGUUUCUGAAUUUUUCCCAUAAAUUUCACAUGCGAUCUCCUGUUGAUUGAUCAGAAAACUCAGCUAAGAAUGUAUAGCAAUUUCAAGGAGCAAGCUAUAGAGUACGUAAGGCAAGCUGUACAAGAAGAUAAUGCCGGUAACUACGCUAAAGCCUUCCCUUUGUAUAUGAACGCGCUCGAGUACUUUAAGACCCAUUUGAAGUACGAGAAGAACCCUAAGAUUCGGGAAGCUAUAACCCAGAAAUUUACCGAAUAUCUUCGUCGGGCUGAAGAGAUCCGGGCUGUUCUCGAUGAAGGUGGCCCUGGGCCUGCAUCAAAUGGCGAUGCUGCUGUUGCUACCCGCGCCAAGACUAAGCCUAAAGAUGGAGAAGAUGGUGAGGAUCCGGAACAGGCCAAAUUGAGAUCUGGAUUGAAUUCGGCGAUUAUUAGGGAGAAGCCAGACGUUAAGUGGAAUGAUGUGGCUGGACUUGAGAGUGCGAAACAGGCGUUACAGGAAGCUGUUAUUUUGCCUGUAAAGUUCCCCCAAUUCUUUACAGGGAAAAGACGACCUUGGAGAGCUUUUCUUUUGUAUGGGCCUCCUGGAACUGGGAAGUCUUACUUGGCCAAGGCAGUUGCAACUGAAGCAGACUCGACUUUUUUCAGUAUUUCUUCUUCAGACCUGGUUUCAAAGUGGAUGGGUGAGAGUGAAAAGCUUGUGUCAAAUCUUUUCCAAAUGGCACGUGAAAGUGCUCCUUCGAUUAUUUUUAUUGAUGAAAUAGAUUCCUUGUGUGGCCAACGUGGAGAGGGCAAUGAGAGUGAAGCUUCAAGACGAAUCAAGACAGAACUUCUUGUGCAGAUGCAGGGUGUAGGAAACAAUGAACAGAAAGUUCUUGUUCUUGCAGCAACAAAUACACCAUAUGCCCUGGAUCAGGCCAUAAGGCGACGUUUUGACAAGCGUAUAUAUAUUCCUCUCCCAGAUUUGAAGGCUCGGCAGCACAUGUUCAAAGUGCAUCUUGGAGAUACCCCUCACAACUUGACUGAAAGUGAUUUUGAAUUCUUAGCUCGCAGGACUGAGGGCUUUUCGGGUUCAGAUAUUUCUGUUUGUGUCAAGGAUGUCCUCUUCGAGCCUGUUCGUAAAACACAGGACGCAAUGUUUUUCGUAAAGACUCCUAAUGGUAUGUGGGUGCCAUGUGGACCAAAGCAACCAAAUGCUGUCCAAAUUACCAUGCAGGAGCUGGCACAACAAGGACUAGCAGCCCAGAUCCUUCCCCCUCCUAUCACAAGAACAGAUUUUGAUAAGGUACUUGCUAGACAGAGGCCAACAGUGAGCAAAGCUGAUUUAGAGGUUCAUGAGAAAUUCACAAAGGAGUUUGGAGAGGAAGGGUAAUGAAUAUGAUGAUACGAUUGAUCCAUACUCAUGAGUUCAACUGCAAUGAUUUGUAAUUUAGUUGUUACUGCUGGGGUUUCAAUGAAUUAUUUAACUUUCUCAUCAAAAGGGGAAGCUGACUUGACUUUCCCUUUUGUACGAUGAUGGGAAAAAGUGGAUUGGGUACUUUGUUAAAUUGCUUGUUUCAAAUUGUAUAAAGAAGUGUUUUAUGGUGUUUGUUUUA
Manihot esculenta (cassava) is the source of this 1816-nucleotide messenger RNA. Its product is annotated as protein SUPPRESSOR OF K(+) TRANSPORT GROWTH DEFECT 1. Gene Ontology annotation, molecular function: ATP binding; ATP hydrolysis activity. Gene Ontology annotation, biological process: vacuole organization; endosomal transport. The transcript has 8 exons. The coding region runs from base 298 to 1593 and encodes 431 amino acids. The record is from RefSeq and is a predicted model, not a curated record. NCBI's taxonomy places the organism in Eukaryota, Viridiplantae, Streptophyta, Magnoliopsida, Malpighiales, Euphorbiaceae.